Molecule: messenger RNA, 606 nt
Organism: Suillus clintonianus
Lineage: Eukaryota; Fungi; Basidiomycota; Agaricomycetes; Boletales; Suillaceae
Exons: 3
Coding region: 112-606 (164 amino acids)
Source: RefSeq, a predicted model, not a curated record
AUAACGAUGUAAAGUUCAUGUGAAUGGACAGAACACACAUAAAAGCAAGCCGUCUUCCUACCGUCCUUCUUCACAUUUAUUUUCGAGAUCUCACAUUACAUCUCACAAACAAUGCGUCUCUCCUUCGUCCUCGCUCUUGUUGCUGCUCUGACGGUGUCUACGUCUGUCAGUGCUGACGAGAAUUGUCCCGAUUUUUGCGACAAUGACGCAGAUUGCUUGGGCUGCCCGACAUAUGAAACGUGCAUCGCCGUAUACUACCCACUCACUGUGAAACGAUUGGUUCUGGGAGUGGGCACUACAACCACAAACGAAGAUAUUGAGACGGAGGUGGACCUCUAUGAUGACACAUCAUUUGACGAUACCAAUGUCCCGUGUGCGGUUGUAAUUGCUGAUAUGGUGGGUGCUGGUGUUGCGGCUGGUAUUGAGAGGGUGGACAGGAGGCUUGGUUCAAAGACGGACGCAGAGAGCUUGGAGUUUGAAGGGAACAACCAUAGCGAGGGUAGCGCUGAUGUGGCGGAGGAGUUAGGGCGGGGAAGAAGAAACAAGAAGGCCAAUACUCUUUAUUCCCACACGUUCUGGCGCCAUCAUGACGACGGCGAGACUUGA